Molecule: messenger RNA, 2772 nt
Organism: Manacus vitellinus (golden-collared manakin)
Lineage: Eukaryota; Metazoa; Chordata; Aves; Passeriformes; Pipridae
Gene: LRMDA
Product: leucine rich melanocyte differentiation associated
Exons: 7
Coding region: 1-708 (235 amino acids)
Biological process (GO): melanocyte differentiation
Molecular function (GO): protein binding
Source: RefSeq, a predicted model, not a curated record
AUGGCUUCUGAUCCUUCUAACAAAUUUGUUCUGGAGUGUAUCAGAAUGGUGUCCUACAUUAGUCAAGACUGUGAAGAAAUUCCAGAAUUCCUAGGACGAAAAUAUGGACAUAUGGCAAAAAGGCUAGAUCUUAGCUUCAACUUGUUAAGGUCACUAGAAGGACUGAAAACAUUCAGUUACUUGGAAGAACUGAUCCUGGACAACAAUCUACUUGGAAAUGACCUUCUGUUACCCAGGUUACCCCACCUCCAUACCUUAACGCUCAACAAGAACCAAAUAACAGAAUUAGAAAGCCUUUUGGACCAUUUGGCUGAAGUUGUGCCCUCACUACAGUAUCUCAGUUUGCUUGGAAACAUUGCUUGCCCAAAUGAGCUGGUCUGCAAAGAAAAGGAUGAGGAUGACUACCAGAGGUACAGAUAUUUUGUCCUGCAUAAAUUGACGAACCUGAAAUUUCUUGAUACUCGGAAAGUAACCAGGAGGGAGAGGGAGGAAGCCUUGGUAAGAGGCGCCUUCAUGAAAGUGGUUAAGCCCAAGGAUGCCAAGGCCUCCUGUGAUGCUGCUUCUGCCUCUCCAGAGAUGCACUAUACACCUCUGCCUUCCGGAUCCAGAGACCUCACCAAUCACAGAGGCAUUCUGGGGAAAUGUCGCUACAUUUACUACGGAAAACAUUCUGAGGGCAACAGAUUCAUCCGAGAUGACCAGCUAUAAAACACAGUGCUGUUUGGUGCCUCUUCAAUCCCUCCACAUGAGAAGCACAAAUUGCAUCUAAAUUUUAAGCGUGUAACUGAAGUCCUCUAGUGCCUUCUGCUGACUUUGCCAAGCCUGUCAAGAUCAUCCUUCUAUCUUAGUCUGAGUAGUCGCAUAGAGAUUGACAUGAUUGCCUUUAAGCAGGUUCCAUCCACCAGUGUGACAGACAGCUGCAGCCGAGCACCCGGCCUGACAGGAGGAGCGCUGUGAUGGAUUGCCUGGUCCAAUUGCUGCUCCAGAAGAGCAGGGGUCACACCUGGGGCUGCAGUGAGCAUGCUCCAGCGCUCGGCGCCUCCGCGAACGCAGCGCGUUUAUCUCCGGCUUGCCUGUUGAGAGAAAGUGGCUGCUGAUAUCAGAGUUUUAUAAAAGAGGGAGGCUGUAAUUUCAGAUGAAAAAGCCCUUAUCUGUUCUUAUUUUUUUCCCUGUGAAUUAAGUGCUUGUGUUUCUGUCAUCUCAUACAUGCCUACACAAAUCCGUUCACGGUUUGGUGGGACCCCACUCACCCCUAAAUGAUCCUAGACAGGUUAUUUUGUCUUUCAACAGGGGAAAAAUAUGUCCUGAAAAUAUUUUGGCCACGCAAAUUACUAUUGAUUUGUAUAGUUGUUUAUAUGCAAAGGAAAAAGAUUUAAGUAAUUUCCCAGACAAACAAAAUUUGCUAAUUCUUAAAUUAUGUCUCAACAUUUACUCACUCUUACCUUCAGAAAAGUGAACAUUUUUUAAUGCUGGCACAGCUUAACUGUAUAUGCUUGGAAGAAGUCCUCAUUAGUGAUAUUGACAAUGUGCAUUAUUCCUGGUUUGUUGAACAAGAUAUUUUUAACUUUUAGGGACUAUGUUUAGAAUUAAAUGCUUAAAUCUGAGUAGGGGGGAAAGUGCCUAAAAGGAGUGAUAUAAUCUGCCACCAGAUGCAUAGGGUUAUUCAGAGGGGAGAAAAAUCAACAAAAGUAAGUGGUAGAGUUAACAUAAUUAGCAGCUUUACUAAUAUAGAGACAAGUUCUGAAUAAUCCAUUUUGAUGUCUACGUAGGAAAGACUAUUGCCAAAUUUUCAGUCAGAAAAAUAAAAAUUCAUGGCAAAUUUCCUACUUUUCUGAUAACGAGGUUGAAUAUACUAGAAUCAUGAACUCGUUACUGUGAAAAAAAAUCCCAUACUUCAUGCAUAUAUUGAGUGUUGCUGGAUACAAUGGGAUUGUCCAAGAAAUAUGCAAAAAUUCUGACCUCUGGACUGUUCCAAACCCAUGCAUAUUGGUCCCAGUUGAGAGCUAUCACUACCUAGCUGUUCUUGGUUUGUUUAAAAUUGCUUGGUGGCCUUUAUUCACUUUCCUGGUUGAAAAAAAAUGUCAGUUUUUAGAAACUGCCUACUUUGGGGGUCUAUUAUCAGCUAGUGUUACAGGUGGAAGUGAACUGGACAUUGAAGUCAAUUGUGAAAUUGGGUUUGACUGAUGAAAUAGAAUGAGACGCUGGCAGAGUGCCAAAGGAAAGCUUGCUGCUGCUGAGCAUGUUAGGCCUUACUCAGUAAAUGGAAGCCUUUGCUCAUUCUGAAAGUCUAUAAUAAAUCUUUAACAGAUACUUAAAAUCAGUGAUGAACGUAGAACAAUCUAGUUCACACCACUUAGGGUUCAAAUUGAGCUCUGAGCUGUUUGCCAUGCAAAUUGAUGUCUGUAAAGCACAUUUUGACCACCUACAGUGCCUCUUCUAAUGUCAUAUGUGACUACAAAUGAAAUGCCAAUUCACUUUAGAAGUCCUAGGAGAUAUUGGAUAAAUGAAAACUGCAUGCCUCUUUCUUUAAUCAAAAAUAUAAUUAGAAAUAUUUAGGGCACUUGUCAUUUCUCUUGGUUACCAAAAUAACAGCAAUCCUAGUUUGCUCCUAUUAUGUUGUCUGUUUUGAAGUCUCCACACAUUUUGGCCAUGGCAAUGUUACAGGCAGCAGGGUUCUGAGCAGGGGUGUUUGGAAUAACCUAAUGUCCCUUUCAGUCUGGUUGCAUAUAUGUUCUUGUCUUUAUAAAGGCUUUAACCCUGCCUCAAACAAUA